AUGCAUCGCCUAAUUCAAGUAUAUAGAAUUUUAGGGUAUGGCAUGACCGAAUUGACAGUUGCUUCACACUUCCCUGUCUUAGAUAAACAAAGAUAUAAAUCAACUGGAAAACUACUUUCCAAUUUGGAAAUGAAGAUUGUAGAAAUUAAUUCUGAUGACGAAGUAGAAGUUGAGAGGGGAAUGCCUGGGGAGCUUUUACUUCGCGGUCCCACGAUUAUGUUGGGAUAUUUGAGAAAGCCUGAGGAAACAAGAAGAAUAAUUAAUCCGGAUGGAUGGUUAAGGACUGGUGAUGUUGUUUUUGUUGAUAAUGAAGGGUUUAUUACUGUACUUGAUAGAUUGAAAGAAUUGAUAAAAGUUAAUGGACUUCAGGUAAUGAAUGAAUGA
Molecule: messenger RNA, 384 nt
Organism: Meloidogyne enterolobii
Lineage: Eukaryota; Metazoa; Nematoda; Chromadorea; Rhabditida; Meloidogynidae
Source: the annotation of a GenBank genome assembly